Molecule: messenger RNA, 1716 nt
Organism: Pistacia vera
Lineage: Eukaryota; Viridiplantae; Streptophyta; Magnoliopsida; Sapindales; Anacardiaceae
Product: pre-rRNA-processing protein esf2-like
Exons: 8
Coding region: 90-1316 (408 amino acids)
Biological process (GO): endonucleolytic cleavage in 5'-ETS of tricistronic rRNA transcript (SSU-rRNA, 5.8S rRNA, LSU-rRNA); small-subunit processome assembly; endonucleolytic cleavage in ITS1 to separate SSU-rRNA from 5.8S rRNA and LSU-rRNA from tricistronic rRNA transcript (SSU-rRNA, 5.8S rRNA, LSU-rRNA)
Cellular component (GO): nucleolus
Molecular function (GO): RNA binding
Source: RefSeq, a predicted model, not a curated record
CCUUAAACUAAAACACUGCAUUCUUUCUCCAUCGCUAAAACUCACCACCUUACGCCCACAUCGCCCUGCGGCAGCAGAUAGUGCCAGUAAUGGCAGAGGAAGAGCACAAGAUUAGUGGAAUUAGUUCGCCUAUCACUGGGGAUAGUCCAAAAUCAAGUGGUAGGAGUGCAAAUAGAUGGGAAAAGAAAAAGGAAAAACGAUUGUUAAAGAAAACGGUGGAGGCUGAGGAAAGCCAAGAUGUUAGUAGAGAGCGGCUGAUGGAAGAGAAUUCAAAACCUAAUGAUGCCGUUUUAGAAAGUGGAUGGACUAAAGGGAACAAAAAAUUGUUGAAGGAGGCUGCUAAUGUGGAGAAAAACGAAAUUACGGGAAUGAGCGCUCUGGAGGAGAGGAAUUUAAAAUCAAAUGAUGAAAGGGUGAAAAAACAGAAAAAUAGAAGAAAUAAAGGAUUGUUGAAGGAAACUAAUAAAUCUGAGGAUGAAUUAGAGGGAGAUGGAGAGAGUAUUCCUGAGGAGUUUAAUCCAAAAUCUACUGAUGGAGGUUCAGAUAAUGGGGCGAAUGAGACAGAGAAUGCGUUGUUAGGGGGAGCUAAUGAACGUGAGGAAGAGCAAGAGAAUCGUAAAAGUAAAAGGAAGCAGCGACUAUUAGAGGAAGCUGCUAAGGCUGAACAACGCGGAGUUUGCUACUUGAGUCGAAUUCCUCCGCACAUGGAUCAUGUAAAGCUUCGUCAGAUUCUCUCUCAAUAUGGGGAGAUACUGCGGAUUUAUCUUGUACCUGAAGGUCCUGCAGCCCAAGUACCUCGUAAGCGAGUAAAUCGUAAGCGAGAUGGUGGAUUUCAAGAACAAGUUUUUUCAGAAGGGUGGGUUGAGUUCACCAAGAAAAGUGUUGCAAAGAGGGUUGCUAAUAUGUUAAAUGGUGAACAAAUUGGUGGAAGGAAAAGGUCUUCGUUUUAUUAUGAUCUUUGGAAUAUCAAGUACCUAAGAAAAUUCAAAUGGGAUGAUCUUACUGAAGAAAUUGCUUACAAGAGUGCUGUUCGAGAGCAGAAACUAGCUCUAGAAAUUUCUGCUGCAAAGAGGGAGCGGGAUUUCUAUCUGUCUAAAGUUGAUAAGUCCCGUGCUCUGAGCUCUAUAGAAGAACGAUUAAAGAAGAAGCAAAAAGUGCAAAAAGAAUCUGGAACCCAUUAUGAGCUCCCUGUUAGCCAGCAGCCAACAAAAGUGUUUCGUCAAUUCCCACAGAAGCGACCAGUCGCAGAUAAUAUAGCGCAAAGCAAACCUCGACUCUCAAAAGAUAUCCUAGCUGGGGUAUUUGGUGGUUCCUAAUGAUUGGAUUUUCCAGUAAUUUAUGGUCAAGAAGAGAUUUUAAAGUGAAAUACAGAAUGCCGGAAUAUUUAUACACGAGAUGAGGUAUUGUUAACUGGUUUGUUUUUACAAGUCCGGUUUGUGAAGAAUUGUAACAUAUCAGGAGCACAUAGUAUUUUUAUUACAAUUCUUCGAUAUCCCACAGCAAUGUAAUGGGCGCCUUGUUAGGAACAUAUUUUACCUUUUCGUAAUGUGUAGCAUUUUAGUAAAUUUUCUAUUAGAAUUGUUUUUUGUAUUAAAUUCUGGGUGCAAACUGCAAAGUGCAAACCCAAAUUUUAUGGUGAAUUGGUAAUUGAGGCUCUGCAAGAAUUAGCCCCUAUAAACAUGCUAAAUCUUAGUCGACAAGACUCCAAAGAUUUUG